Molecule: messenger RNA, 918 nt
Organism: Plasmodium malariae
Lineage: Eukaryota; Apicomplexa; Aconoidasida; Haemosporida; Plasmodiidae
Product: fam-l protein
Exons: 2
Coding region: 1-918 (305 amino acids)
Source: RefSeq, a predicted model, not a curated record
AUGGAACAAAAAUUUAAGUCACUGUUAUUUUCUAAGGUUUCUACUUUUAUCCUCUUAAGUUGGAUAUAUCAUUUUUACAUUUAUAAGAGUACACAUAACAAAUCUUUUGUUGAAUACUACAAAAAUCAUAGAAAAUUAUAUAUACGAAAUUAUCGUUUAUUGGCAAAAUAUAAUCAAGAUAAAGAUUCAAGUAUUGUAUGUUUAAAGGAAGAGAUACCAGAUGGAGUGAACAAUAAAAAAGAUAUACCUUAUAUUGAAAGAGAGAACACAAUAAAAAACAAAGCAUCAAAUGGAUAUUUACUAAGGAACGCAAGAGGCAAUAAAAAAUGUAUGAAAAAUAAAUCUUGUAUAUUUGAAAUGAAAAAAUAUUCCCAUUUAGAAAAAAAAAUAUUUAAAGAACUUGAUUAUGUAGACUUUCUAAAAAAAAACAAGACAAUUAGUGAUAAGAUAUAUAAAACAAUAAUACGUAAAAAGUGCGGACUACGAUUUGCUCUACCUUUAUUACUAAUUUUGGUGUUAUUAAUAUCAUUUAUAUUAGAUAAUUUUUGGGGAUAUGGGCUUACAUUUGGUUUGUUUAAACUAAUAGUUCUUAUUUCACCUCCUGUACAAGUUAGUAAUCUUAGCAGUUAUUCAUAUCUUAAACUUUUUGAAAGCGAUCUUUCAAUUAUCUUUAAUGCGCCCAUUUCUCCUGACAUAGCAACUUUGUACAUGUGGUUGACGAAAUCACCUUUAAGUUGGUUCACAAAUUCUGUUGUAGAAACAAAUGGUAUUAAUGCAAACUACUGUGUAACAGGGUUUCUCGGUUUUCUUAUAUAUUUUGUACCUAUCUUCAUAUUAGGUAUCAUACUUAUAUCAGCAGUUUUCUAUUAUCAUAAAAAAGUUAAAAAAUAUGAAAAAAUUAAGUUCAGAAAAAAAUAA